This is a messenger RNA of Postia placenta MAD-698-R-SB12, 879 nucleotides long. RefSeq lists its product as hypothetical. Gene Ontology annotation, cellular component: plasma membrane. The transcript is spliced from 8 exons. Lineage: Eukaryota; Fungi; Basidiomycota; Agaricomycetes; Polyporales; Adustoporiaceae. The record is from RefSeq and is a predicted model, not a curated record. Bases 23 to 721 code for a protein of 232 amino acids.
AACAUUUUGUCGACUACUCAGCAUGGCUCUUCUAACCUCUUUCCUGGUUGCACUGGCAGCAUGUCUCCCUGUUCUUCACACAGCCAACGCUCAGAGCGUCGACGGCUGGGUUUCUGAAGGCUGCUACACGGAUGAUGAAGCGAUUCGCACCCUGAUUGGCCCGUCUAGCACCAUCACGUCGAUGACCAUCGAGUCCUGCAUCGAAUUUUGUGGGGACCAGGAUGGUCUGUACGUUUAUGCAGGCGUUGAAGACGGGCAGCAGUGCUGGUGCGGCAAUGGUAUAGAGAACCUCGGCGAACCGGCUGCUUCUUCAAACUGUGAUAUGGCAUGCACUGGAGAUUCGAGCGAGAUCUGCGGCGGUGAUUAUUAUAUGAAUAUCUAUUGGAGCCGCAUUCCACCCCCGCCGCCUCCGGUCACUGUCUACCAGGUUGGAUAUUGGGUGUCGCUCGGCUGCUACAGCGACUCGCCCGAUGCGCGCACACUCACUGCUGGUUCUGAUCUUGAACCAGAUACCAUCACUGUCCAGUCUUGCACGUCCUAUUGUUACGAUAAUGGCUACAACUACGCCGGAGUCGAGUACUCCCAACAGUGCUUCUGCGGCUCCGCUAUUGAGAAUGGGGGCGUCCCGAUCAACCUGAGCAACUGCGACAUGCUCUGUGCCGGCAACAGCUCCGAGUUUUGCGGUGGCGACGAUAGUCUUGAUCUUUACGUCUUCAACUGAUGGGAUCACUGUUCGUUCCGCGCCAGAUCGUCUAGGGACGAUGCGUUAACCGACCGUUUAUGCAGAACAUGGUGAUUCAAUGACCUGUAUUGCACCGUCUUCUCGUUCGUUACCGCACUUGAUUGUCUAAAUUCCCGCAAUAUAUGCAGCGACGUUCU